Molecule: messenger RNA, 538 nt
Organism: Salvelinus namaycush (lake trout)
Lineage: Eukaryota; Metazoa; Chordata; Actinopteri; Salmoniformes; Salmonidae
Product: serine protease inhibitor Kazal-type 1-like
Exons: 4
Coding region: 56-307 (83 amino acids)
Molecular function (GO): serine-type endopeptidase inhibitor activity; protein binding
Source: RefSeq, a predicted model, not a curated record
AAAGGAAACACAAACAUACAGACUCACAACUCCAAGCCAUACCUUCACAGAGACUAUGAAGAUGACAAUACUGCUCUGUGCUAUCGUGCUCCUCUCUCUCUCUGUUUUUGCCAUGGAUGAAGAAAGAUGCCCACAGCCCAGAGAGCCUCAGUGUGAGGUGUAUGAAGGCGGCAUGUGCUCCAGAGAGUUUGAUCCUGUGUGUGGGAGCGAUGGCAACACAUACACCACCGAGUGUGUGCUGUGUCGUGAGAAUAAGCUUAAACACAAGCAAGUCCUGGUCAAGCAUGGAGGAGUGUGUGAGGCAUAACAAGAAGUCUCUCUGGACACCUGUCCUGCCGGAAUGAUCCAGAGGAGGAGUAUCACUGGACAUCAGCUUUCGAAAUCUGUAGACUAAUAAAAUUAUGAAGCAUGAAAAUGUAGUCUCUUCUCUUAUGAAAGCUAAUAGAAUAUUAUGGAAGUAUAUUGAACAAAAAUAUGGGACCACCACUUUACAUGUUGCAUUUAUGUUUCAUGAGCUGAAAUAAAAGAUCCCAGAAAU